This is a messenger RNA of Phanerochaete carnosa HHB-10118-sp, 482 nucleotides long. RefSeq lists its product as uncharacterized. The transcript is spliced from 4 exons. Gene Ontology annotation, molecular function: structural constituent of ribosome. Gene Ontology annotation, biological process: translation. The coding region runs from base 31 to 225 and encodes 64 amino acids. Lineage: Eukaryota; Fungi; Basidiomycota; Agaricomycetes; Polyporales; Phanerochaetaceae. Gene Ontology annotation, cellular component: cytosolic small ribosomal subunit; ribosome. The record is from RefSeq and is a predicted model, not a curated record.
CGUCCUCAAGCUCGCCUACCUCAAGACAAUAUGGGAAAAGUUCACGGCUCCCUUGCCCGUGCUGGUAAAGUCAAGUCCCAGACCCCCAAGGUCGAAAAGCAGGAGAAGAAGAAGACUCCUAAGGGUCGGGCCAAAAAGCGCAUGCUCUACAACCGUCGCUUCGUGAACGUUACCACCCUUCCUGGUGGCAAGCGCAAGAUGAACGCGAACCCCGAGUCCAAGUAGCCUCCCUCCGAUGCCGCCGACAUACGCAAGACGCACUAUGCGUUCAUACUAUAGCCCGCAGCUACGGAGCGCUUGAAGGAGCCGGGAGAGUCACAAAUCGUCGUCGCACUCGCACUCGUUCUGUAUCCAUGCAUAUCUUUAUCGCACUCUCAUGCACGCUCCGGUUUCUACUUCUGUGACUAGGAUGUACGCGUCCACACCUUCUGUAUGAUUAUGGCCGCGUGUUGUCACGCAUCAUCCACGGGCUCUUGGAAUUA